Messenger RNA from Puntigrus tetrazona (Sumatra barb), 1042 nucleotides. RefSeq names its product vacuolar protein sorting-associated protein 26B-like. The transcript has 5 exons. Gene Ontology annotation, biological process: retrograde transport, endosome to Golgi; intracellular protein transport. The coding region runs from base 293 to 1042 and encodes 249 amino acids. Lineage: Eukaryota; Metazoa; Chordata; Actinopteri; Cypriniformes; Cyprinidae. The record is from RefSeq and is a predicted model, not a curated record. Gene Ontology annotation, cellular component: retromer complex; endosome.
AUCCAGGAAGUGCGGGAGUUGUUUUACGGGCAAAUAUCCUUCCUGACUGCGGUCCUGCUGUAAAUUAAAGCUACUUUAAUUAAACCAGACAGAAAUAUGCAUUAGAUUUUGAGCGUAAUAUAUUAUAUAUCUCAACUGAAUCGCGCGUGACAAAAAGUCAAUUAGCCAAUUCGCUUGUUUUUGAAGGCCACUUGUUAAGAGGUAACUAUCGGAGCGCUAGGGAACCUGUAGCUGCUGUCAAUCAGGUGAUCUAUGAUCGUACGGCACUGAGACCGACACUCGUCCAUCAGACAUGAGCUUCUUCGGCUUCGGACAGACCGCUGAGAUCGACAUUGUGUUGAACGACGCCGAGACCAGGAAGAAAGCGGAGCACAAAACCGAAGACGGCAAAAAGGACAAAUAUUUCCUUUUCUACGAUGGCGAAACUGUCAGUGGGAAAGUUAACGUGACACUGAAGACUCCCGGCAAAAGGCUGGAGCACUACGGGAUCAAAAUCGAGUUCGUCGGACAGAUAGAGCUGUACUAUGACAGAGGAAACCACCACGAGUUCGUGUCGUUAGUGAAGGAUCUUGCGCGACCCGGUGAGCUUUCACAGUCCCAGACCUUUGACUUUGAGUUCACCCAUGUGGAAAAGCCCUAUGAGUCUUACACUGGCCAGAAUGUCAAACUGAGAUAUUUUCUGCGAGCAACAAUCAGCAGAAGGCUAAAUGAUAUCAGUAAAGAGAUGGAUAUCGUCGUGCAGACGCUGUGCACGUAUCCAGAGCUCAACUCCUCCAUCAAGAUGGAAGUAGGAAUUGAAGAUUGCCUCCAUAUUGAGUUCGAAUACAACAAAUCCAAAUACCACCUGAGGGACGUUAUCGUAGGCAAGAUUUACUUCCUCCUUGUGAGGAUAAAGAUUAAACACAUGGAGAUCGAUAUAAUAAAGCGGGAAAGCGACUGGAACAGGGCCCAGUGUGUAUCAACGAAAACGAUGACCAUUGCCAAAUAUGAGAUCAUGGGCCGGGCGCCGACGCUGAAAGGCAUUAUUUUCUCGUGCACGUAA